This is a messenger RNA of Quercus lobata, 1500 nucleotides long. Its product is annotated as aspartic proteinase CDR1-like. NCBI's taxonomy places the organism in Eukaryota, Viridiplantae, Streptophyta, Magnoliopsida, Fagales, Fagaceae. The record is from RefSeq and is a predicted model, not a curated record. Bases 1 to 1500 code for a protein of 499 amino acids. Gene Ontology annotation, molecular function: nucleic acid binding; RNA-DNA hybrid ribonuclease activity. Gene Ontology annotation, cellular component: extracellular region. The transcript is spliced from 3 exons.
AUGGAGGAUAGCACUGGUACUUGGCAGGAAACAUCGGAAACAAUUGAAGCUAUUGUUACAGAGUACUUCUUGUUGCUUUUCACCACUUCCAACCCGGCUAAGAUUGAGAGGGUCACUGACAUUGUCCAAGCUAUGCAGUCAAUGGGGAUUGGGGUUGUAAUUUGGGACCAUCUUAGGUUGGUUCAUGCUGCAUUGAGUAUGAAGAUCCACGCUCUGCUGGGGCCUCUUGAGACUGAAGCCAAGGCGAUGGAGGAGGGAAUAAGGUUUACCUGGGAUAGGGGUAUCAGUACUGCUAUCUUCGAAGGAGACUCAAUGGUGGUCUAUCACUCCUUCACUGGCUCAGCAACCCCACCUUCAAGUAUCUUCAAUAUGAUCUCAGGCCUUUUGGUUACAGCUCAUAAUGUCCCCCAAGCACAAUUAAUACCAUACCAAGGUCAGCAUCUCAUGAAGGCCUCAAUUGGCACUCCACCAGUAGACAUCUAUGGCGUUGCCGAUACAGCUAGUAACCUUGUGUGGACCCCAUGUGUACCUUGUAAUGAUUACUUCUUCAAACAGAUUCAUCCCCUGUUUGAUCCUAAAAAGUCCUCCACAUAUAGUGAAAUUUAUUGUCAUUCAGAAAAAUGUCAAGUAUGGGACGAAGGCCAUUGUUCUCCUCAAAAUAGUUGCAUUUACAGCAGUGGAUAUGUAAGUGGUUUAUCCCAAGGUGUUCUGGCUAAAGAAAAAGCCACCAUCACUUCUACCUCUGGGCAAGCGGUUUCUUUCGACAUUGCUUUAGGAUGUGGACACAACAAUACCCUCCAUUCCGAUGUCCAAGCAACUAUUGGGUUAGGAUCAGGGCCUUUGUCCUUUGUUUCACAAAUUGGUAGCAAGAGAUUUUCUUAUUGCUUGUUGCCAUUUGGUACUGAAUCAACUGAUCCUAGUAUUACAAGCAAGAUAAGUUUUGGCAAUGGCAGUGAAGUUGUGGGUGAUGGUGUGGUUUCAACACCAAUUGUAGAUCGAGAAUCUAGACAUGAAUAUUAUGUGACACUAGAAGGAAUUAGUGUUGGAGACACAUAUGUGCCCUUUAACUCUUCAGGUAAGGUUUCUAAGGGCAACAUGUUAAUCGAUUCAGGAUCACCAGCAUUGUCUUUGCCACCAGAUUUUUACGAUCGCUUAGAGGUGGAAGUGAAGAAGCAGAUUUCAAUUGAUCCCAUUAAGAAUGACACUUUAUUGGGGACACGGCUUUGCUAUAGAACUGAAAUUACUAAUGAAAAUGGACCAAUAUUGACUGUCCAUUUUGAAGGUGCAGAUGUGGAGUUAAAACCUAUACAAACUUUCAAUCGACCGAUUAAAAGAUUUGAAUAUUAUUGUUUUGGAAUUACAAAUAUUGGAGGUACAGAUAAUGAAUUUUCGGAUAGCACAGGAGUAUAUGGCAACUAUGUUCAAGCAAAUUUUUUGAUUGGGUAUGACUUGGAAACGAGGAUAGUCUCCUUCAAGCCGACUGAUUGCACCAAACUGUAG